Molecule: messenger RNA, 3276 nt
Organism: Dama dama (fallow deer)
Lineage: Eukaryota; Metazoa; Chordata; Mammalia; Artiodactyla; Cervidae
Gene: ZNF582
Product: zinc finger protein 582
Exons: 5
Coding region: 520-1971 (483 amino acids)
Biological process (GO): regulation of cytokine production; negative regulation of transcription by RNA polymerase II; regulation of immune system process
Source: RefSeq, a predicted model, not a curated record
CAUCUUCCGGCUCCUGAGUCCACUGGUACGGACGAGGAAGCCCACCCGGGGCUGCUGGGGGCGCGGCCGCGGGGCACCUGGACCAGAGGAGUUGGCAGGUGAGGGGCUCCGGAGCUUACCAGGAGCCCCGGGGUCUGCGCCGGACUGGGCGCCGCGGCCGGGCGGGUCACGGGCCUGGAAAGAACCGGAACGUCUCGUUUCGCUGUCCGUCUGCGGCUUUCCGGGCUCCGGACUACACUCCCCAUCGGCCCCCGCGGCGCGCCCUGCUGUCGCCGCCUGUUGCCGCCAGGGCUCAUGGCCCGGGUCCAUGGACCCCUUAGGUCUGUCAUCUCAGGACUUUGCCCUUCCCCAAGAGACAAACCAAGAGGAGGACGCAGCAGCCCGUGAGAUCCUGACAGUCAUGUCCCUCGUGAGUUUUCAACUCAUGGGUCAGACUUAUUCAGGGAUGUGGCCAUAGUCUUCUCCCAAGAAGAAUGGGAACAGCUGGCACCCACUCAGAGGGAUCUGUACAGAGACGUGAUGUUGGAGACCUAUAGCAACCUGGUCUCACUGGGUCUUGCCGUUUCCAAACCUGAUGUGAUCUCCUUCCUGGAGCGAGGCAAAGAGCCCUGGACGGUGGAGGAAGUGGCGACAGGAGGCCUGUGCCCAGUACUGAAGUCCAGGUAUGAUACUACAGUAUUCUCUCCAAAGCAGCACAGUUAUGAAGUACAAUCACCCCCGUGGAAGAUAAUGAAAAGCCUUACAAGUUACGGUCUUGAUUGCUCAAGUUUCCAAGAUGAUUGGGAAUGCAGAAGUCAUUCUGACAGGGAAGAGGAAAAUCCAGAUGGACAUCUGAGUCAAAUGAUAAUCAAUAAUGAAGAAAUAUCCACUUUUGGCCAGCCAGCACCCCUUACUUUUUAUCAGAAAAUUCAUACCGGAGAAAAACCCUAUGGAUAUAAUGAAUGUACAAAAGACUUCUGGCAAGAGGACUUCUUUAUUAAUCAUCAAGGGAUUCAGACUAAUGAGAAACCCUACAAAUGCAAGGAAUGUGGGAAGGCCUUUAAAUAUGGUUCACGACUAAUUCAACAUGAGAAUAUUCAUUCUGGCAAAAAACCGUAUGAAUGUAAGGAAUGUGGAAAGGCCUUCAAUUCUGGUUCAAAUUUCAUACAACAUCAGCGAGUUCAUACUGGUGAGAAACCUUAUGAAUGUAAGGAUUGUGCAAAGGCCUUUAGUCGAAGCUCACAGUUGAUUGAACAUCAACGAAUUCAUACUGGUGAGAAACCCUAUCAGUGUAAGGACUGUGGCAAGGCUUUCAAUCGGAUCUCACAUCUUAAAGUGCAUUACAGAAUUCAUACUGGUGAAAAACCCUAUGCAUGCAAGGAAUGUGGGAAAACGUUUAGUCAUCGUUCUCAGCUGAUUCAACAUCAGACUAUUCACACCGGCAAGAAACUCUAUGAAUGUAAAGAAUGUGGGAAGGCUUUUAAUCAAGGCUCAACUCUUAUUCGACAUCAGAGAAUUCACACUGGUGAGAAACCCUAUGAAUGUAAGGCAUGUGGGAAGGCCUUUAGGGUGAGCUCACAGCUUAAGCAACAUCAGAGGAUUCACACAGGAGAGAAACCCUACCAAUGUAAGGUAUGUGGUAGGGCUUUCAAACGGGUCUCUCAUCUUACUGUACAUUACAGAAUUCAUACAGGUGAAAAGCCAUAUGAAUGUAGGGAAUGUGGGAAAGCCUUCAGCCACUGCUCACAACUGAUUCAACAUCAGGUAAUUCAUACUGAGGAAAAGCCCUAUGAAUAUAAGGAACAUCGGAGGACUUUAAAUCAUGAUUCAGCUACCAUUCAACAUCAGAGAAUGCAUAAUAGACAAACACAAGUGAAUUUAAUAAAUGUAGAAAAGCCUUCCAUCAGCACUUAUCCUUUAUUAAUCAUCAGAGAAUUUAUGUUAGCAAGCAAUCAUAUGAAUGGAAAUAAUGGGAAGAGUCCAUUAGCUUAGGCUAAUCACAACUUACUCUUUAUAUCUUGAAGAAAGACUUGAAGGAUGUUAUGCAAGUGAGAAUUCCUUUAUUCACAGCUUUCUUUUAUCCUGAGGAAUAAAAUUCAUAUUGAAGAAAAAUUAUAUAAGGUUGGAGAAAAUUUUGUCUCUAACACACUUCAAAGUUACAUUUUCUCACCACAGUGUAAUAAUUUUAACAACAGCCAAAAGUGAAUUUUCUUGAAAAUUCAAAAACAAAACAUGCCAAAUUACUCCUGGGUUAACAAGAAACUAAAUCAUGCAGUUACCACUGAUAGUAAUGAAGACAAUGAGGAGGAGAGUUUGACAUGCCAAGAAAUGUGGGCUGUGGCUGAAGCUACUUGGGAAUUUUUUAUGCCUUUAAGUGCAUGCAAACAUGAAAAUCUGAAAGACAGAACUCAAAUAUAUUAAAUGUACUACUUAAGAAGCCAGAAAAGAGAAUACCAAACACCCUGAUGAUAAAUAGAAAACAAAGGCAGAAAAUGAUGAUACAGAAAGUAGCUAUCCUACUUUCUCUCCUAAGGCUUCCUAGGUGGCUCAGUGGUAAAGAAUCCACCUGCCAAUGCAGGAGCUGCACGAGACUCAGGUUCCAUCCCUGAGUCGGGAAGAUCCCCUGGAAGAAGAAAUGGCAACUGGCUCCAGUAUUCUUGUCGGGAUAAUCCCAUGGACAGAGGAGCCUGAUGUGCUAACAGUCCAUAGGGUCACAAAGAGUCGGACACGACUGAGCAACUAAGCACACAUCCUACAAUAAUCUCAUUUUUUAUUUCUCUCUGAUCCAAGGAUAAUUAAGUUUAGGAGACUGUUCCUUAAUUUUCAGGUUGUUUGUUUGUAUUAUCUUUUAUAACUUGUCACAGACAGAACAGGUUGGUUGCCUACCUAGCAGCCAUAUUCAAUUCCCAUUCUAUUGGCAGCAUGUGUCUUGUCUUAGAAUCUGAAGAUGUCAGAUGCCAACUUUCAGCCUCCUCUGCAGCUCAAGAUGGCCCAUCCGUUCCAGUGUAUGGCCAGUAUAUUCUAAGGAUCUAUAGGGUCUUCAGAGAAAGAUCUUCCUUAUUCAGAAGAGACAGAUAUAUUAGGAAGACUCCCUCUUCUUUCAUUUCUUGCUUUUAAACAUUUUUUUCUGAGAACCUGAUGCCUGGAGCUGCUGCAGUCAUCUUGGAACCAAGAGCAGAAAAGAGAGGACCUCAAAGAAGCUGACCCAGAACCCUACCAACACAGAGUUACAGGGCUAAUUUGGAACUGUCUCUUUGAUGCUUUGUUAUAUAAGAAAAAUAAAUCUUUAUUGCUUAA